This is a messenger RNA of Hymenoscyphus albidus, 8501 nucleotides long. Lineage: Eukaryota; Fungi; Ascomycota; Leotiomycetes; Helotiales; Helotiaceae. The record is from the annotation of a GenBank genome assembly.
GGCAGGCAAACAGCCCCACCCUUGAAUCUUUCCAAAAUCAUGUUUUGGUUGUGGUUGCCGCGCUCACAUCUUUCCCCCUCGCAAUAAUAACCUUACUAAGCUUCCCCUCACAAAAUGAGCGAUCCAAUUUCCAGCACUCCAGCAUUGUACCGACCUUUAAAGGCAGCAAACGAUAUCGACGGGGAAUUCAGAUUAUUAACUCUCCUUCCAGGACGACAUGAAUCGCCAAUAUGUUGUAACCUGGCCGUGGCACCUAUCCACUCCCCGCCACACUAUGAAGCUCUAUCCUACACAUGGGGUAACCCAUUCAGCAGCAUCAGCGAGACGCAAGUCAGCGCAAUGUCCACCUUUACAAUCCGUCUCAAUGGCAAUAGUUUUCCGAUCGGGUUCAAUUUAGAAGGUGCUUUGAGAUCCCUGCGUUAUGAGGAGGAAGAUAGAAUCUUGUGGAUUGAUGCGUUGUGUAUUGAUCAGGGGAAUGAUGAGGAGAAGAGCUGUCAGGUGAGGGCUAUGUCGAGGAUUUAUCGGAAUGCGGGGGGUGUUCUUGCCUGGCUGGGGAGUGGGGAUCGUCAUGCGGAGUUGGCUUUUGAGACUUUGGAUAUCUUGUAUUGGGUUGCGGGGAGGAGGUUUGUUGAGUACUGCUCUACGUCUUAUGGGGUCGCUUUUGGUGAGACCUCAGAGCAGCAGAUUGCUAGACUUUUGAUGGAUAGUCCUGGGUUUCCGGAAGACAUUGCGGGAUGUUUGGACGCUUUUACUUCGAUUAGAUUUGAGAGGGAGGAAUUGGAGAUGCCGAUAGAGGGAUUGAGACAAGGUACCUGGCCGUCAUCAGAUACCACGAGAUUUGUAAAUGAUAUCCUUUUUAACCAUGAAAUCCCGGCGGAAUCAAGCGAAUUGCAAUCUCGGAUCAACUCAAUUCGCGAAGUCUUCAGUCUUCGAGGCUACUGGGACAGACUCUGGGUCCUCCAAGAACAACUCAUGGCCAAGAACCUCCUCAUCCUCUGCGGUCACCACAAACUUCAAAUUCACAAAAUGACUCUGAUCCGCUGGUUCCUGGAUGUGGAAAGUCCAUCCGGCUUCCUCGCCCCAAGAGAACUUGGUGGCUGUCUGAUUAAUCUUGUUGAUACCCAUGAUUUUGUUCUGAGGCGAAAGGAAGAUAAGAUAUCGCUGGCUGAAUUGGUACAGAUGUAUGGACAUCGGACAUGUUUAGAUCCACGAGAUGUUAUAUUUUCGCUUCUGGGUGUUGCGGCACCAAUUGAUGUCGAGAUUGAUUAUUCCCGGAGUGUUCAAGAUGUGUUUAAGCGUGCGACGAGGAAGAUUAUUGAGCAGGAGGGGGACUUGAAUAUUCUUUGCAAUGAUCCGAGACUGUCAACAGCACUUCAAGACAGAUUGGGGGACCAAAAAGCUCAUGGAUACAUAUCAAGUUGGGUGCCCAACUUCGGGGGUUCAUUUAGCACGAAUUAUUUUAUUGCGGAGGGAGCAACGUAUGACGCUCAAUACUAUAAAGCUGGUGGGUCGAAAGUUACGAGGAAAGUUUCAUCCGUUUCUCAUACGGAUGAUAACAUCUUGGUAUUACAUGGUUUUACAUUUGAUGAAAUUAAAACGACUCAUCCCCGUCAAUACGUUGGUAAUGCCGAAAGAUCUCUAUACUGGUCCGCUUCAAAUACGUGGGAACCAAACGUGUUAGACGCCUUGAGAAAAUACUGGGAUACCGCCCGAACUUGGUAUUUAUCAACUUCAACCCAUCAAAUUCCCGAAGAUGACUUCUGGAAAACUCUACUUCUUGAUAGGUAUUUCUGCUUUUUUACUCAUAGCACUGCACAAAAACAGCCAGUACUAAUUCGGUCUACUUAGGUAUCGAGACCAUUCCAAUUACACUCCCAGAAUGUCACAUACCACCUCCUCAAGACUCAAUUUCGAAAAUGACAUCAAACAAGCUAUAGGUGAUUCCUCGCCUCCUCCUAGGUUAUUGGAUUGUCUUGCGGAAAUGUCGGAGGGUAAGUCUUGUUGUGUCACUAGAAAUGGGGGGUUGGCUAUGGUGGUUGGGGAUGUGGAAGUUGGAGAUGUGGUUUUUGUGCCGAGGAAUUGUUCUUGUUGUUUGGUUCUGAGACCGUUGUUGGGAGGGAUAUUUGAGGGUCAGAGAUUUCGCUUGGUUGGACCGGCUUAUGUUCAUGGGAUUAUGGAUGGGGAGGUUAUUGAGGUGAUGGGGAGGAGGGGCGUUGAAGAGGAGGUGGUAUUUCUGGCGUGAUCACUGGAUUGACGUUAUGUAGAGCCACCAAGGGUGCAAGAGUUCGUGGCUAUAUUAAGCCUGAGAUGAUCCACCCUCUAUCAUUGUUCCGAUACUUAGGAAGGAGUCUAAUUGUAAAACACGUUCUGUGGCUUUUGUGGAACAAGCAUCUUUGAGUGUCAGUUGGUAUUGUGUUAAAAACACAGCCACUUAACUUUAGGCACAGCAACCUGACAUCAAGAAGAUGCACAGAGGCACACCUCAACCCAAUUUCCACAUAAUCCAAUAAUUAUAAACUCGGUUAUAUACAGCUUCCGCUCCAGAAGCUAAGAUCAUUUUUGAGACAAUAGAGGUACUGAUUCCCACAAAGUGACAUCUGUGAUCAACCUUUGCAGCUCUUCGUCGUCGAAAUGAGCCGGAAGGAGACUAAGUGAGGCUAUUUCAGAGCCUUGGGUACUCUCAGUUCGGCGGGCACAAGGCUUUAUAAGAGUCUGAUAUCACGGAAAGAGGUUGAAGAUUGACGGAAGUCUAUUGUGUCGGAGACGGUUGCUAAAAAAGGUCUGGUGGGCAUGAAACAAAUGUAAGUACUUCCCAGAAUUUUACGUUUAGAUAUACCGAUGUCCCACCAUAGCUAGACAUACGAAAUAAUAAUAAGCACAGUCCAAAAUAAGAAACUUAAGAGCUUUUCAUAACGUGAUCUGGAUGUCUUUGAAAUAAUUAAAGGUAAAGGUGAGCAAGCGCAAAACUCUGAACCGAUACCUUUUACCCAGCUACGAAAAGAUGACGAUACAUCGGUGCCAGUUACACAAACAUCCGAGGACAAUAUCGAACACUUUCACAGAAUUAAAGUAGACUAGGCCAUUUUUCUGAUACUUUUAACACGGGUGAUUAAUAUUGGUAGGGGCUCUGUUCACUCAGAAUAUUAUACCUUAAUAUCCAGUGGAGAUACGCUAAUACGUAUACCGUAGGUCUUUAAUCUACAUCUGUAUCUACAAUUCCUAAGGGCUUAAGGGAGGACUUUGCUUCAGGGCACGCACGCUGUAGCUACAGGCUCUUAUACUCUUAAUUAGGGUACUUCAAACCUAGGACUUUAUAGUAAGUAUAAAUAAGCUAGCGCGUUCUAUAGGUAUUACUACUUUAGUCCCUAAUAGUUAAGAAUAAAAAUUAUAUAAAAAUAUCCUAAUUAUAUUAGAGCCUAGCUAGUAAAAGGAAUGCCUAGAGACAGUAAAAUUAUAGGAAUAGGGGCAUAAACAGUCGUUCGUAGACUAUCUUAGCGCGACAUUAAGGACGAAAACAACCGCGAGAGGUUGUUUUCACUUUUACUACUAAAGCGAUAUUACAGGGCAACAUCGUGUAGAUCAAAAAUGCGAUCUACAGUGUCCUCACGUAGACGGAUUCAACACUAGGCCAAAGGAAGCAUAACACGCUCGGCGACGUCUGAAUACGGCCAUUUUCAUCAAAAAGUGGGACAUUGUUAAAGGACAAUAUUCUGAGUGAACAGAGCCUUAGCGAUAUCUGAGAAUCACCACUCAGGGAGACGGUAACAUAUAUUACUCUCAGCCAUAUCGAGGGCGAAGGGCAAACUUUGAAGACAGUACUUCUGCGACUCAAUACUUACAUACUCCCAAACCUGUGUGAUAAUCAACAGAGUGGAUUCGUUCAUUGCAUCCAUGUUGUGUCGAUAUUGUAGGUGAAAGCAAGAGGUCAAAGCGCCAAGCGAGACAUAAAAAAGGGGGUGGUAUCGGUAGAGAACAUUACAUUGCCCAAAUUAUAAACCGUUUCUGCCUGAACCACCUCAACAGAAAGUCGUCGGCACUUUUCAAAAGUAAUCUGUUCAUUCCGUAGAUCCCAACUCUCCGCACAUUCAUAGAAAAGACAUAUGAAAUUCGUUAUCCGUCACUUUCCCAUCUCCUACGCAGCAGCCUCCCCAAUAGCUUCCUUCUGAUGUCUCUUCCAAUAACCAGAAAGCAUUUCUUGUAACGAGAACCUGGGCUUUUCAGGUAGUGGUUUGCCGGUUUCGUCAAUACCUAAGAACUUCGCAAAAUCGUCACCCAACGAUCGGCAACUGGAAUUCCGUUCCAUUCCAGAGGGGGGGUGUGGAAUAUCCCAUUCCAUACCCCCUAUUCCACUGGAAUUCCAUAAUUCCAUGGAAUCGAGUUCCAUUUGCCGAUCGUUGUCGUCACCUGGUUUGAAUCGCGGGGUUUUGUCUCCAUCAUCGUCUGUUUACUGAACCCAACGUGAAAUGACAAGCCAGACUGCUUGUUUGAGAACUUUGCGAUAGCUGACUAUACCACGUCUCUGCUUUAUUCCAAAUAAGAAAAUUAUCGCCGCCGAAUAUGUCGCGAGGGAAACCACAAUUGUCGUUAUCGCAAAAGACUUAGUUUGACCGGGACUAUGAAUGUCGAACAUGUUUAUGCCGUAUAACGUCUUGUUUUGUAUUAGCAGGCAUUCUUGUGAAGGGAAUCUAUUUAUGCUGACAUACUGCUAUGAAACCUAGUGGGUUGAAUUUCCCAAAAGCAAACCAGAUUGCCAGCGAUAGGCGAUGUCUAGCAGUUCUCGUCAAGUUACCGAUUAUUUGUAGAUCCUGGGAGUUCUGUGACUCGGAUUGAGCCUUGAUAAGUUUUUAGUCGAUGGGCAUAGAUACACGAGUUUCAUCAGCUUUGCAUCUACUGCUUUCGAGACUGUUGGGCCCGUAUUUGUUCAAAUUUCGAAUAUCUCUAAGAGGGGUAAUACUCUCGGAAUCCAUACAAUAUUGGUUGAUCUUGCUGAAUGUAGAGAGAGCUAUCUACAACUUUGUUCGAUUCGUCAGAGAUACCAAGUUACUCAAUUUCUUCGGCGAUAUUAGGAGAAUCCACACGAUUGCAACCCGCGAGUUUCCCAUUCCACAGCUCUAAGUUCUCAAUCUUUUCUUUCCCCAGAUACAUCAGGCUUCGAGACAGAGGCGAGAUUGUAAAGCGAGAAGAAACUUUCGAGCUACACAAAGCUUUAUGCGUAUUGUAUUUGAAAGCCAACUGUAGGAGAAAACAUACAACAAUCAAAAGUCAAACGGAAUCGUGCUUUAGCAGACAAUGGACUGAGAUUUAAUUCUUGGUCCGAAAAACCCCAGACUACAGCGGAUCUUAGAUGGCGUAUGCAGUACCACCAGGAUCAACAGUAUUCGUGGCGGAGUUUCAACACUUACGCCAAAUACCUCAUACCGAAACACGAACCCCGCUUUUAUGUUGUACCAUUCUAGAUUACCUCGAAUAACCCCAUCCUUUUACACACCAGGACCAGGAAGCUUGGGCCUCUGGACUACAUGAUUUUGAUCAGUAUAGCCAAAGUUCACAAGACCAAACACUCCAUGUUUUCUACAAACCCUGGCCUCCUCCUCCGCGCCCUUCCUUUUCGGCCCUUCUCCCCCAAACUUUUCUUUCAAAUUUAGAAAAGGGAAGAAGAUCACGAUCUUAGGAAGUGAAGACUACAGAACUUAACUCGGUAAGAUACAUUUUCGCUGCGCUACGCCUGCCUAAAAUAGCUUAGGCUCGGAAAGAAGCAGAAUUGCUACAUACAUAUGAAUGAAAGAGGGAUUGUGAGAGGAAUGAUAAAUCUAGAAUGUUAGGUACAAGGUUUUGUCUUUAGAGUCGUGUGUUGAAUUUCUACUAUCCCUUACUCCGUAACAAGUAUUCUACCGGUAGGAACAGAUUCUAAGCAUUAACGUCAGUCUAUUAGAUUCGUAUUUAGUCCACACGCCUAAAUUGCUCAGUGUUAUAAAAACACCUUGAAAACCAGCUAAAGCGUGUAUAAUCGAUAAUGCAAAGUUUAGAAUGUCGUCGCCUAGGCACGAUCGAUGAGUAUAUGAUUUUUCGCGUACUUUUUGUCCCCUUUUUGAAGUAUAAGUAUAACUACCUUUCCUACUACAUCUACAACUACUUCUUCUACCUCAAUCGUACUUUAUUUCUUCUUUUUAACAUACCUCCACUCGGAUGUAGUAAAGGCGACUCUUUAACCUACAAAAACCCGGCCAAAUUAGCGAAGUCAAGGGGUAAAUGAAAGGCUCCUAUUUACAUCCCCUUGCACACUCCUCCAAGACCACGUCCACGGCGCGAUAUACUCCUGUCUAUUAUCCUACUUCUGACGAGACGUUCCAUUUUGAUACUUGGCACGGCCUGCUUAGGUUUAGCGUAAGUGUUGUAUCUAGGUACUUAGCGCUUAUUGUGUUCACGAGUAAUAGAGGGAUUCCGCAAAUUUUGGUGGGCCUAAAACAGUUCCGAAAAUGCGUAAAAAUCGAUUAAAAGUAGUAAGUUAGUAAGACUUUUGUUAACUAGUUACUCUACCAGACUUGCCAAGGGAUAGGGUCAGGCCCCCCCUUGCCCUUCCCCUGUACCCACCUUGUAAACCCGCUUUUAUCUAUCUAACGCCGAUAAACCCGACGAGGAAAUACAACUUUUUCAAGUAUCGAAAACAAGUCUUCCCUUACGUAAGGGAAAGUAAAAAAAGAGACUUUUGCGCUAGAUUUUUGUGACUCGAUUUUCGAUAGUACUUAGUUAGCUAUCCCCCCUCCCCUCGAGGCCUACUUCUACCCGCUCUAUAUAAUACUAAGCUAGGCUCUCCUACCUAUUUUAACUACAGCAAGCGAAACACUUAACUUUUAAUCAAUUUUACCCUGUACUUACGUUGCUACUUUUCUAGGGUAGAAAAAGACCCUAAAAGUCUACAGAAUCCCUCUAAUAUAUUAUAACGGGGAAUCCUGACUUGAUUACUGGACAGUACAAGUACUAUCCCGGGACACCUGAAAACGCCAUGACCAUCGCUGGAAAAUUGGCACUACACGUAUACUGCCAACCUAAAAAUUCUCACAUCCCGGAUUCUGGGGCGCAGAUCCCCAUUCAGAUCUGCAUCUGCAUCUGCAUCUGCAUCUCCCUUUUGCACUCUCCACAACUCUAUUCUCUAUUUUCAAUUCGAACCCACGAUAUCCCGUCUAAAAUCUAUUAUGUAACCCCACAACCAUUAAAGGCCGACCGCUCAUCAUCAUCGCCCUCGCGCUUUUCCUCAUCAUCACAGCAACAACCUCAUACUGGUACACCACAAACAGCACACACAGCACCUUCACCUCACUCCUCGCGCCACUUCGAAGCUCACAAUCCUCCCCACACACCACCCCUAACGAUGCCUUCCCCAUCACCAAAACCGUCGCAGUAAUCAUCGAAACCCGUCCACUGACAAUACUCAUCCCCCUAAUCCUGCAUUUCACCACCAUCCUCGGCCCAACAUGGCCCAUCCUCCUCCUCACGCGGCGCUCCACAAUCCACACGCUCUCAGUAUACGGCCACGGCUCCGCAGCAUUCAAACGUCUCCUCGCCACAGGACAAGUAAAAAUCCUCGAGCUCCCAACCGACUCGUACCUCAAGAACCACCUCGGGAUAAGCCACUUCCUGGCCUCCAAGUGGUUCUGGAACCUGAUGGGGAGCGCAGAAUACAUGUUGAAUUUCCAAACGGACAGCGUGCUAUGCGGCAACAGCGGACGCACGAUCGAGGAUUUCUUCGGCUUCUCCUUUGUCGGCGCGUGGCACCCUUACGCGGGUGGAGCGUAUAACGGGGGCCUUUCAUUGCGCAACGUGAGUUUGGCGCGGGAGGUGGUGCAGAAGUACGAUAUUGCGGAUGAUGUUGGGGAACAAGGGUCGCGCGAUGGGGUUUUUGAGGAUGUGUGGUUUUGUAAUAAGAUGCGGGGAUUGGGGGGCACGUUUCCGGAUGAGAAGACGGCGAGUGGGUUCUCGGUUGAUCUCGUGUGGGGGGAACGGCCCUUGGGGUAUCAUGGUGUGAAUAAGAGCUCGCAAUAUGAGAAAUUGGGCGAGGAGAAGGUGAAGAGUAUGUUUAGGUGGUGUCCUGAGGCGGCGCUUGCGGCGAAGGCGGAGAUUGUGGGGUUGAAUGAGGAGGGGAAGAUCAAUGUUACAGAAGUUGACGGUGGGGAGACGGAGGGGGGUGCGCGGUUAUAUAUGGAUUGAAUAGAUAGGUUAUAGAUGAGUCUCUAGAUGUAAUGUUAAUAAUGUGAGUUAUGAUAUUUUUGGUGCUAGCCGCGCUCUCUUGGCAGGGUCUUUUGAAGGAGGUGCACAUCUUCCUAUUCGAGCUUUGGGUUGAUGUAAGACUAGGAAAGUAAUACUGAUUUGUAUAGAAUAUAACAGAAGGCACAUCGGAUAUAUAUCCGUAUAACAUAUAUACAUAUAUUUUAUCUCGUUAGACUGACUUAGAACAAGCAUUUGAAAAACUCUUCGAAAUACCAUUAGUACGAAUGAGAGUUUAG